UUCCUCUAGAGAGCGGCUAACAUGUUUAGCGGCUAACAUGUUUAUCUUCCUCUAGAGAGCGGCAUACCUGCCCAGGUGGUGGCUGCCAUCGACGUCAACACGACGGCCAAUCAAAUCUACAGGCACAACUUCCCCGACACCACCCUCUGGAACAAGACCAUUGAGGGCAUAACUCUAGAUGACUUUGAUAAAUUACCCGUCGACAUGAUUGUGAUGAGCCCUCCAUGCCAGCCUUUCACCAGGGUCGGACUUCAGGGGGACAUCGCCGACUCCAGAACCAAGAGCUUCCUGCACAUCCUCCACCUUCUGCCCAGGCUGUGCCGGCGGCCCCGCUUCAUCCUGCUGGAGAAUGUGAAGGGCUUCGAGGUGUCCUCUGCCAGGCAGCGCCUGGUGGAGACACUCGUGGAAUGCGGCUACACUUUCCAGGAAACCAUGAUCUCACCCACAAGUGUCGGGAUCCCAAAUUCCAGGCUGCGCUAUUUCCUGACUGCUAAGUUAUCAACAGCUAACGAAAGCAGCCAGAGUUCAAAGAUUCCAGAGGCCUUCCCACAUCCUGCUGGUGCUUCUCCUCACCAGCACAGCGUCGUCUCCAGUCCUCCCAGUGCAGCUACGGGCCGGCCAGACGAGGACACGCAGGGGGGUCAUGUCCUCUAUAAGCAAGAGACCGAGAGGGAGGCCCAGAGGAAGACCAGUCAGAACCAGGACCUGUCCGUCAGGCGCAUCCGGGACUUCCUGGAACCGCCAGGGGACGUGAACAUGGAGCACUACCUCCUGCCCCCCGGCACCCUGCUGAGAUAUUCCCUGCUGCUGGACAUCGUUCAGCCCACCUGCAGGAGGUCCGUGUGCUUCACUAAAGGCUACGGCCGCUACGUGGAGGGGACGGGCUCAGUGCUGCAGUGCUGCGUGGAGACGGAGGUAGGUUUGUCAUGGAGGGUAUUGGGCGUAGAUGAAGGAAAGAAGGUGUGUGCUUGCUUCAUGGUGAGAACGUGCUUCACGACCUCCUGGGUGACAUCAUCGAGCAGAAGCUCUUCUGCUGUGCGUCCUCCAGAUGGAAGAGCGU
Molecule: messenger RNA, 1060 nt
Organism: Gasterosteus aculeatus aculeatus (three-spined stickleback)
Lineage: Eukaryota; Metazoa; Chordata; Actinopteri; Perciformes; Gasterosteidae
Source: RefSeq, a predicted model, not a curated record